ACUGGGUGAGGCGUCUGUUUUCAUAAGUCUUCCUUGUCUGGUGGAGUGCUUGUCAGGAGGUGGGGGUUUUGACAGAACUCAGGUUCUAUAGAGAAAGAUCAUCAUGACGGGCUUGCCUUGCAGACCUCCGUCAGUAGACAUCCCACUGCCGCAGAAUCUCUCGUAUGAGAAAGUUGAGUUUGAUCAAAUUUACGUCCCUGCCAACGCCCUGAUAAUAGCUGAAAACGAGCAGAUAUUUCUGGCGAUGGCAAACGUCUUGAAAGAGCUGAAAGCUGUUCUGAUUGGAGACGCUGGCUACGUUUACACAGGGAAAAUUGGCUCUCGGCAGGUCUUCUUGCUCAAAUGUCGGGGCCCUGGAGCAGUUGUUCAGACCAUCAAGAAGCUCAAACCAAGGGCUGGUAUCUUUUUGGGGUUUGCCAAAUCUCUUGUGAACAGACCUCAUGAAAUCGGUGACAUAAUAGUCGCAGAAGCAGUUUUACGAAGGGACACAAAACAAGAAAAACUUGAAAGUUAUGGCUGCAGUGAGUGUUUAAUCAGUGUGUUUGAAAACGGUAAGUAUGGCUGGACUCCUCCAAAAUAUCGUAAACAAGCUGUCCAUGUUGGAAAAAUUCUGCAGAUGGGAGAUUUUGCCAAAAACGAGAAAGCCAGUGCAGUAGCUGUCAAGACUUCAAGUUUGGAUGUUUCAGAAUGCAUCAAGGGUCUACGAAAAGAAUGGAUUUCAAUUGUCAGUGUCACGGGAACCCCGCGUUGUCAUGGCGACCGGUCCUGGGAGCCUUACGUAGCUGCAGUUAUAAGCUCGUUCGUCAAUAGAGUGUUAGAAGACGACCAAGUGUUUGCUGUCUUGGGAGGGGAGUGUAGGGGUCCCCGACGACACAGUCCUCUUUUGAGUGACCCUUGGCAGGAGACAAUAGAUACCUCGAGGAAGAUCAAUUUUUAUGAUGACCGUGACUUAAGCCAGGAAGAAAUUAAGAGAACGGCGGAGAUGAACUGGGAACGAUUACAAUAUGCAAUCCAAAAUGGAGUAUUUCAUCCACCGCUUCGGCCCGACUCACAGUCAAUCAUUCAUCCCAGUCCGGAUCGUUUCAGAAUAUUACCUUCCUGGAAGUAUCCUGUGGAAAAUGGCGACAGAAGAGAGGUUACUCCGCCUGCCUCAAAGCACUUACCAAUAUCGGCAGAAAAUCUUGGCACACACCUGAGCUUAAAGUCCUCGCAUAGCCUGUCUUUGCCACUCCUCCCCUCAGGCAAAUACGAAAGGGCCGGAAAACCAAACAGAAAAAUAUCUUCACCAUCCGUCAAAAGCAAAAUAUUACAAAGCAGCAGCCAGUCACUUUGUCCAACUUUGAGCUCCACUAUGGCUCUCACCACAGGGGCGGCCCUAUUGCCAUUGGGAGCCACCCUUCAAAGUCAAGGAAGCCGUCACGAGAUUAUUUGGAUCAGAGCCGAGGAGAGAGCAGCAGUUAGCAGUCAUUUGCAUAGGGGUGUCCUUCCUCCAAUACCACAAGUCAAGAAUUAGUAAACUGACUUGUUACGCGAUGUUUUGUUGCGUUUGUAGCACUAACUCACUAAUUUAGGGCACGUAAAAAUAGCAGUAAAUAGCGUGCUUAAUAGUUUUCUACAUAUAUUUGUGUGAUGUUUCACUUUUGGGGGCAGUUCAGAAUACUUAUCUCGCUGUGUGUUCAGUGAAGGCGGUAGAACACAAAGUCAAAGCUUAUGACUGAGAGGCAUUUAGAUAGCCUUAAAAAUGUAUUACCAAACACGAUCGAAGCAAAAUAAGUAUAUUUAAAGUCAUCCGAACUGAUAUCAGUCCAACGACACUCAUGAACAAAAUCAUCCCGUGAUCAUAGCCUACAUCCUUUUGUAUAAAUGCAAUUAACUGCGGGAAAUUUCAACACCGUGUAAUGAACGAGUUAUUGUUUUGUCGGGUUAAAUUAACUUGCACACAGCACGCUGCGGGAAUAUUUUGGCAUUAAGUUUUUUUCUUAGUGAGGACCUCAUACAGGCAGCAUAUAACUAGCGAAUCAUUUGCUUCUCUCACAUGGGGCAGUUAAGUUCUAUAUUAGGUAUGGGGUUUCACCGUGAAUUUUCACCCCUGUCCAAUUUAUCGACUCGUCUAUUUGUAAUCACCCCCCUUUUAAAAGGUUUAGCUUAAGAUAAAGGUAUUUCCCUAGGCCCUCUCUCACUUGUUUCCUCAAUAACAUCACGUUCAAUCCAUGGUCAUAGAAAUUAUUGUCAUUAAACACCUGCAAUUAACAUCAA
Molecule: messenger RNA, 2256 nt
Organism: Pocillopora verrucosa
Lineage: Eukaryota; Metazoa; Cnidaria; Anthozoa; Scleractinia; Pocilloporidae
Biological process (GO): nucleoside metabolic process
Molecular function (GO): catalytic activity
Source: RefSeq, a predicted model, not a curated record